This is a messenger RNA of Musca vetustissima, 828 nucleotides long. Its product is annotated as lectizyme-like. Lineage: Eukaryota; Metazoa; Arthropoda; Insecta; Diptera; Muscidae. The transcript has a single exon. The record is from RefSeq and is a predicted model, not a curated record. Gene Ontology annotation, molecular function: serine-type endopeptidase activity. Bases 1 to 828 code for a protein of 275 amino acids. Gene Ontology annotation, biological process: proteolysis.
AUGAAAGUUUUUGUGGUGGUUCUUUUGGCGUUGGUGGCCUGUGCCAAUGCCGGGUCCUUGUCAUCGGUGGCCCAACGUUUAAUCCCCAGUUUUGCCACCGGCCACAUUAUUAAGGGCGAGGAUGCUGAACCCCACUCUGCCCCCUAUAUUGUGUCGUUGAGUCGCACUGCCAAGCACUCACACAUCUGCGGUGGCAGCUUGAUUAACAAAAAUUGGGUCCUGACCGCUGCCCAUUGCAUUAGCAAACCAGAGGGUAUGGGUAUUGUUGCUGGUCUCCAUAAACGUACUACCUUCGAUGAAAAGACCCAAGCUCGUGUUGUCGAUUAUGGUGUAGUCCAUGAACAGUAUACCGGUGGUGUUGGUCCCUAUGAUAUUGCCAUUUUGCAUGUGUCGGAACCUUUCGAAUUCAAUGAAUGGGUGAAACCUGUUGCUUUGCCAGCCUAUGAAGAAAUCCACGAUGGUGAGACCCAUUUGUAUGGUUGGGGACAACCUAAGGCUUUCUCAUUCUCCGCUGCCAGUACUUUGCAAACUGUAACCACCGAAAUUGUUGAAUUCAAUAAGUGCAAGGAAGUUUUGCCAGCUGAUGCUCCUCUGCAUGAAACUAAUGUGUGCUCCGAUUCUUUGCAACAAAGCAUUUCGGCCUGCAAUGGUGAUUCUGGUGGUCCAUUGGUUAAGGAAUUCGCCACCAAGGGUGAUGCUGAGUUGAUUGGUAUUGUUUCGUGGGGUUACAUCCCAUGUGGCAUGGCUCAAAUGCCAUCGAUUUAUACUCGUGUCUCUGCCUAUAUUCCAUGGAUUCAAAAUGUCCAAACUUCCUUCUACAUGGCUUAA